UACAUGCGCGUCAGGACAAUACACGUAGUAGGCAAAUAAUGCUAUGGUCCAGGGAUUCCAUGCUAGAACAAACAAUAAUGGAAGAAACGGAGUUGCAGUAUCUGAGUGGAUUUGGUAAUGAGUUUGCUUCUGAGGAUCCACGAUGCCCUGGCUCACUUCCAAAAGGACAGAACAACCCUCAGAAGUGCCCGUAUGGACUUUAUGCUGAACAGCUGUCAGGGACGGCAUUCACUGCCCCUCGUGUGCACAACAGACGCUCUUGGUUGUAUCGAAUCCGUCCUUCUGCCGUCCAUUCUGCAUUCAAAUCUUUGGAAAAUGGAAACAUGAGAGAUGAUUGGAACUCCUGGCCACCGGAUCCAAACCAGCUUCGUUGGCAUCCAUUCACAAUUCCUGAUGCUUCUAAAGGAGAAGUGGAUUUUUCACAGGGAUUGAAUACUUUGUGUGGUGCUGGAGAUUCUAGGACAAGAAAUGGAUUGUCAAUUCAUAUAUAUGCCUGUAAUGCAUCGAUGAAGGACAAGUGUAUGUACAGCUCUGAUGGAGAUUUCUUGAUUGUUCCUCAACAAGGCACUCUGUUGGUACUCACUGAAUUCGGAAAAAUGCAAGUUAAACCAAAUGAGAUCUUUGUCAUCCAGCAGGGCAUGAGGUUCUCUGUUCAAGUGAGUGAGCCCUCUAGAGGCUAUAUAUUGGAAGUGUACAAUGGUCACUUUGCUCUCCCGGAUCUUGGACCAAUUGGUGCAAAUGGUCUGGCUAAUCCUCGUGAUUUCUUGACACCUGUUGCUUGCUAUGAGGAGAGGAUGUGUAACUACACGAUUAUCAACAAGUUCCAAGGAAGAAUGUUUGUAGCCGAGCAGGAUCAUUCUCCAUUUGAUGUAGUGGCUUGGCAUGGCAACUAUACACCUUACAAGUAUGAUCUGGACAAUUUUAUGGUGAUAAAUGUAGUGGCAUUUGACCAUGCUGAUCCAUCAAUCUUCACUGUACUAACUUGUCAAUCAUCCAAACCAGGUGUGGCCAUUGCUGAUUUUGUAAUAUUUCCACCACGAUGGUCUGUACAAGAGCACACCUUUAGACCGCCGUACUAUCACCGUAAUUGUAUGAGUGAAUUUAUGGGGCUUAUCAAAGGCAAAUAUGAAGCAAAAGAGGAGGGAUUCCGGCCUGGCGGAGGUACCUUGCACAGCAUGAUGACCCCACAUGGACCUGAUGCUGACUGCUUUCAGAAAGCGUCAAAUGCUGAUUUGAAAGCUGAAAGAAUCGCUGACGGGACUAUGGCAUUCAUGUUUGAGAGUUCGCUUAGCCUGGCGUUGACAGAAUGGGGUAAUAAGACAUGUCUAAGAGUAGAUGAAGACUACUUUAAGUGCUGGCAAGGUUUGAAAAGCAACUUCAACCCUGAUGAAAAACCACAGUUGUCUGAAGCUGGAUCACAGUCCUCUUCUACUGUAAAGACAUUCACCUUUUAGGGGUGAGAGAAGUGCACCUACAUUGCAAUGGACCCGUCUGAAAUAUGACAUUUUUAUGAACAGCUAUCCGUUUCAGAUAUGUCACAUUAUAAUAUGUUGUCUGCAGUUAUCCAUCAAUAGUUCUUAGCAACCUUUUUAACUUCAAAAAUGUAAUGAUGAAAAUAUUUAUCAAUAUUUGUGAUAAAAAUAAGUUCUUCAAUUUUGACUUAUUUCAUAAGUGACAGUCAUGAUGAGUAAGCCUUCUAGGUCUGUCUUUUAACCUUAAACUUUAUUUUAAUCGAGGUUGAUAAAAAUUGGACUUAGACUUAGACUUAUUGUAUCAACAUUGUUUUAAUGAGUUUAUAAUUACCAUUAUUUUAUGGCUCCUGAGUGUAAUAAUUGGUCAUGUGACUAAGUACUGUAUGUAGGUUAUUUAUUUACUGUUGAUGGUUUCACUAUCAACAUAUACAUAAAGUAAAACAGAAAUUAAUACGUUGAUCAAUAAACAAAAAUACAUUUAAUUGAAACCCUUCUCCCCUCCUAUGUGUUGCCCAAGCCUGUCCGACCAAAUUCUUAAAAUCUAUGGUUAGCUUUUUUUUAGCAUUUCCCCCAAAAAUGAGAUCGAAAUACAUGAGGGUUUAAUUUUUUAGUCUGAAAUACAUUUAAUAUAGAUUUUAGCCAGUUGGUUACCAUUUACCAGCCAAAUAGGGUGAGAGAAAGUCAGUUCAGUUCAACUUUAUUUAACCAGAUCAACACAAGAUUGUUCUUCCCUGGGGACUUAAAUACAAUACAAAGUAAAUAAAUUAAAAAAAUUCAAGAACCCUAAAGGGCCAUUUAUGAAAUCAGUUUGAUUCGGAUUACCAUUUUACAUAAAAUGUAGUUUAUGCAUGGUAGGUCUGCCCUUUGUCAUAUUUGGUGUUGUGGUUAAAAAAAAAACUACCUAGAGGUAAAUUUAUUCUAGAUUAAUAAAAAAUGCAUAUAAUAAUAAUGUAUAAUAUAUAUAAGGCUAUAUAUAAUAUAUUGGCAUAAAGAAAAUAAAAGCAAAACUUGAUUACUUCAUAUUAUUAAUUAAAUAAUAUGAAUUAAUCAAGUUUUGCCUUCGUUUUGUAUUUAGCUCUACCCCGGUAUAGACCACUCUACUCCAGAUGAUCUUAACCUUAUACUUCAAUAUAUAUAUACAGUAUUUAUAUACAAACUUUAAACAAUAAAGAAUAUUAUAUAUAUAUAUACAUACAUAUAUAUAUAUACAAUAUAUUCUUUAUUGUUUAAAAUAUUUAUAUAUUCAAGGUUUGUUGCAAGUAUGGUCCAUGUCCAUGAAAAUAGUGUACUUUGAAAAAAACAUAAAAAUGUGUUCACAAAUUUUGGAGCAUAUAGAGUUUAUAUUAAAGAUAAUGAAGUUAUUAAAAAUGACGAAACAUUCAGUAAAAUACAUUAAGUAAACUAGGCCUAUAAAAUAGACAGUUUAAAUGAAUAUUUAAAUGUUUUACUGUAAUCGAAUUGAGAGGUUUUAUAGCACCGACUUGGAAACACCUAGAUUAAAUUAUGUGUUUCUGAUAAUGCUGUACAGUAUAUAAGCCUGUAUUCUUGUCAGGUCUUACCAUAAUAUGGUAGUUAAUGACAACAAAUUGAAGAUAUUUUAACAUUGUGUGUAUCGGUUCCCAUGGCAUUAUUAUGGGAAUGAUCAGUAUCUAUUGAACUGACAAAGUAUAUUGAUAGAACAUUAAUUUAGUAGGGGUACUUUAAACUUCCAAAUUUGUGCAAGUUCCUUCGGUUACUUUGCAUGCAUCUCACAAUAUAUCCAUUUCUGAAAUAUUUAAUUUAUUUAUGUAUAUGCUUAUUUAUUAGUAUUUAUUUUAUGGCUUAAUAGAGUAUAUUCCUGUUUUUGUAUCUAUCCAUAUUGGUAAAUAAUUACUGAAGCAGAGUUCAAUCUCAUGGGUUUGACAUUUUAUUUUACUGGUCUUAUUUUAAAUUCAAAACAUUGUGGAGCUCUCGGGUUUCUAACUCUGAUUAUCUUUUAAUUUUAUUUCUUAUAUCUGUGAUUAUAGGAGCAAUAAAAAAAUGUGAUGAUUUGGA
Molecule: messenger RNA, 3506 nt
Organism: Anneissia japonica
Lineage: Eukaryota; Metazoa; Echinodermata; Crinoidea; Comatulida; Comatulidae
Product: homogentisate 1,2-dioxygenase-like
Exons: 14
Coding region: 39-1454 (471 amino acids)
Biological process (GO): L-phenylalanine catabolic process
Cellular component (GO): cytoplasm
Molecular function (GO): homogentisate 1,2-dioxygenase activity
Source: RefSeq, a predicted model, not a curated record